UUACAGAGGAGCAACUUCUCAUGUGUGCUGUGGAGGAACUUUCGCUAAACAAGUAUUGCAAAGAAUAUUGGUGUAAUAUAACGGCAUAAUCCGACAGAUGGCAACUGGAUAGCAGUUAGCAUAGCCUAGUAGCGGUGCUGUGGACUCGUUCGCUUUAGCUCGGUAGCUUUGUGAAUGUGUUUGACAGGAGUGAAUGACAGCUGCUGCUUGGAUACACCGGUAGAGACGCAGGUUUCAGAGUGAAACUCUUCGGUCAGUGGACACAUGCAUAUUUCACCGUGGACUGCAACUUAACUGCGUUUGCUAGCGUCGGACAUCGUCUUCUGUCUGUUUCGAGCUAACGAUGCCCCUCGGCCCUGCUAACCAUUCUCAGUUUAUUCGCUCCAUCCAGAAGGACGAAUACUAUCAAACUUUCCUGAAAAACAACAGCAACGAAGCUUAUCAAACACUUGCAGGUUCCAAACGUUGGUUGGACUGGAGGAAAGAGAUAGAGCUGCUGUCAGAUUUUGUCUACUAUGGUUUAACAACGUUCUCCGGUUACCAAACUCUUGGUGAGGAGUAUGUCAGCAUCGUGCAGGUGGAUCCCAGUAAACGGCACAUCCCCUCCCGGGCAAGACGAGGCUUCUUUGUCCUCUGUCAUGCCCUCUUGCCGUAUCUGCUGGACAAGGUCCUGGUGUGCCUGGAGAACGAGCUGGAUGGUGGGCAGGAGAGCCUCAGCGGUGUCAGGCGGCGGCAGACAACUGCCGGGACAUGGAGCCUGGAGGCUUGGCUGAGGAGGUGGAUGCAGACAGCAGUUGGGUUGUUGUCAGAGCCCCAGAGGAAAGCGUGCCUGCCGGCCAUGUUUGUCCUCCGACAGGGUCUUACCCUCCUGCACCAGUUCCAUGUGGCUCUGUUCUACCUCACUGGCUCUUUUUAUCACCUAUCCAAGAGGAUGGCUGGUAUCAGCUAUCUGCAUGUGAUGGGGCGAUACAGCAGUGACGGGACCAUCAGGAGCAGCUACAGGCUGCUAGGUGCCUUGUCCCUCCUUCAGCUGGUCAUGACUGUUUGUCUCCAGCUCAACAAUUUCAGACAGAGACAGAGAGCCAGGACGGAGUGGAAGCUCUACAGAAAGCUCAGAAAAGACCUACAUUCAACACAUGACACGAACUCUGUCUCUGCAGUCCUCAGCGCACAAAGAGCUCGAGCUCCAGAGUCGCCCGCUGCAUCCUCUGUCUGGAGGAGAGGAGACACUCCACCUCCACCCCCUGUGGACACCUCUUCUGCUGGGAGUGCAUCACAGAGUGGUGCAACACCAAGGCGGAGUGCCCCCUUUGUCGGGAGAAGUUCCAGCCUCACAGACUGGUGUACCUCAGGAACUACAGCUAGAUCUACAGAGCCAGACAACACACACACACACACACACACACACACACAAACACACAGACUGUAAUACUUGCCCCUCUGGAACACAAGAAGACAGAAAUUAUGUUUUACAACUUUAACUUGGUGUUACAACAUAUUGUUGCUUCUUCAGGUUUAACAUUUAUGUUCUUUUCUUUUUUUUUUCUUCUUUUUUAUAUUAACUGAAGAGAAGAUGUGGAAUUAAAAUGAAACUUUGAAUUGUCUCAAUUAA
Molecule: messenger RNA, 1612 nt
Organism: Limanda limanda (common dab)
Lineage: Eukaryota; Metazoa; Chordata; Actinopteri; Pleuronectiformes; Pleuronectidae
Gene: pex10
Product: peroxisomal biogenesis factor 10
Exons: 6
Coding region: 344-1429 (361 amino acids)
Biological process (GO): protein import into peroxisome matrix
Cellular component (GO): peroxisomal membrane
Molecular function (GO): zinc ion binding
Source: RefSeq, a predicted model, not a curated record